Messenger RNA from Raphanus sativus (radish), 2383 nucleotides. RefSeq names its product long chain acyl-CoA synthetase 1. Gene Ontology annotation, molecular function: long-chain fatty acid-CoA ligase activity. Gene Ontology annotation, cellular component: membrane; endoplasmic reticulum. Bases 237 to 2219 code for a protein of 660 amino acids. The transcript is spliced from 18 exons. Gene Ontology annotation, biological process: fatty acid metabolic process; wax biosynthetic process; cutin biosynthetic process. Lineage: Eukaryota; Viridiplantae; Streptophyta; Magnoliopsida; Brassicales; Brassicaceae. The record is from RefSeq and is a predicted model, not a curated record.
CCAACAACCCUUUCUCAGCUCCUCAGCUUAUUCUUCUUUCUCUUUGAUCAUUUCUAUAAGAUUCAUAAACAAUUAGUGCAUAUUUUAAAACAAAGUUCCAGGUGGGGAAGAACACAAUCCGACCUGCCUGAACCAGCGACUUAUACGUACAUUACUAUAGUCCUUCGUUGUUCCAGCUAAAGAAAAAUAGCUUCAGAGUUUUGCUUCAGAGAACCAAAACGAAAAACAAAGAGAGAAUGAAGUCUUUCGCGGCGAAGGUGGAAGAAGGAGUUAAAGGGGAAAACGGGAAACCGUCAGUAGGUCCGGUGUACCGGAAUCUUUUGUCGGAGAAAGGUUUCCCUCCAAUAGAUUCUGAUAUCACCACUGCUUGGGACAUAUUCAAUAAAUCUGUGGAGAAAUUCCCUGACAACAAGAUGCUUGGAUGGCGUACAAUCGUAGAUAAGAAGGUUGGACCGUAUAUGUGGAAAACGUACAAGGAAGCAUAUGAAGAAGUUCUGCAGGUUGGUUCUGCGUUACGUGCUCUCGGAGCUGAGCCUGGGUGUCGAGUGGGAAUCUAUGGGAUCAAUUGUCCUCAGUGGAUCGUAGCAAUGGAGGCUUGCGCAGCUCACACUCUAAUCUGUGUACCUCUAUAUGAUACCUUGGGUUCUGGAGCCGUGGAUUAUAUCGUUGAUCACGCGGAAAUCGAUUUUGUAUUCGUCCAAGACACCAAGAUUAAAGGGCUCCUUGAGCCAGAUUCCAUAUGUGCUAAAAGGCUAAAAGCUAUAGUUUCUUUCGCUGAUGUGAGCGAAGGAGAUAGCCUCAAGGCUUCAGAAAUCGGAGUCAAGACGUACUCUUGGCUCGAUUUUCUUCGUAUGGGACGUGAGAAACCGGAAGAGAUUAGUCCACCUAAACCAUUUAACACAUGCACCAUAAUGUACACGAGCGGCACUAGUGGUGAACCUAAAGGCGUGGUUUUGACUCAUGAAGCGGUGGCUACUUUCGUUGUUGGGGUGGAUCUCUUCAUGGACCAGUUCGAAGACAAGAUGACACAUGAAGAUGUGUAUCUCUCGUUCUUGCCUCUGGCUCAUAUUCUUGACCGUAUGAAUGAGGAAUACUUCUUUCGCAAAGGGGCUUCCAUUGGCUAUUACCAUGGGGAUUUGAAUGUGUUACGCGAUGACAUUCAAGAAUUGAAACCAACUUAUCUAGCUGGAGUUCCAAGAGUGUUUGAGAGAAUCCAUGAGGGUAUUCAAAAGGCUCUUCAGGAACUUAACCCUAGAAGGAGAUUUAUCUUCAAUGCUCUCUACAAACACAAGCUUUCAUGGUUGAAUCGUGGAUACUCGCAUAGCAAAGCUUCACCAAUGGCUGAUUUAAUUGCUUUCAGAAAGAUUAGAGACAAACUGGGAGGUCGAAUCCGGUUGCUAAUAUCUGGAGGAGCACCUUUGAGCCCUGAGAUUGAAGAGUUCUUGAGAGUUACUUGUUGUUGCUUUGUCCUCCAAGGCUACGGUCUGACGGAGACGCUUGGAGGAACGGCUUUGUGUAUCCCAGAUGAGAUGUGUAUGCUAGGGACAGUCGGUAUACCGGCGGUUUACAACGAGAUACGGCUUGAGGAGGUGGCUGAAAUGGGCUACGACCCACUCGGUGAAAAUCCCGCAGGCGAGAUCUGUAUAAGAGGAAAAUGUUUGUUUUCUGGUUAUUACAAGAACCCUGAGCUUACAGAUGAAGUCUUGAAAGACGGAUGGUUCCAUACAGGAGAUAUAGGUGAGAUUCAGCCAAAUGGAGUACUCAAGAUAAUUGAUCGUAAAAAGAAUUUGAUUAAACUUUCUCAAGGAGAGUACGUUGCUCUUGAGAAUCUGGAAAACAUCUACGGGCAAAACUCUGUAGUACAAGAUAUAUGGGUUUAUGGAGACAGCUUCAAAUCAAUGCUUGUCGCGGUGAUUGUUCCAAACCCUGAAGUCGUGAACCGGUGGGCUAAAGAUCUCGGUUUUAAUAAACCAUUUGAAGAACUCUGUUCUCUCUCGGAGUUGCAAGAACACAUCAUUUUAGAACUGAAGUCCACGGCAGAGAAGAACAAGCUAAAAAGGUUCGAGUACAUCAAAGCAGUGACGGUGGAGAUAAAACCUUUCGACUUAGAGAGAGACUUGGUGACUGCGACGCUCAAGAAUAAGAGGAACAAUCUUCUCAAGUAUUAUCAGGUACAAGUCGACGAGAUGUACAGAAAAUUGACGUCCAAGAAAAUCUGAAAGCACUGAGAUGAUGUGUGUGUCCUAAUAUUGAUAAUUAUGUUAUAUAUAUAUGUAUCAAUAAUUGAUCAAAAUGAGCCUUAUGCUCGCUGUAAUGUUGUAUUUCUAUUCUAUGUUGAAUGAUCACUUGCAUCAUAAUUAUUAGUAUUUAUUUUUUUCUUUUC